Molecule: messenger RNA, 1449 nt
Organism: Molossus molossus (Pallas's mastiff bat)
Lineage: Eukaryota; Metazoa; Chordata; Mammalia; Chiroptera; Molossidae
Gene: CHMP6
Product: charged multivesicular body protein 6
Exons: 8
Coding region: 20-625 (201 amino acids)
Biological process (GO): vesicle budding from membrane; late endosome to vacuole transport via multivesicular body sorting pathway
Cellular component (GO): multivesicular body; ESCRT III complex
Source: RefSeq, a predicted model, not a curated record
CGGGGCGCGGGCGGGCGCCAUGGGCAACCUGUUCGGCCGCAAGAAGCAGAGCCGCGUCACGGAGCAGGACAAGGCCAUCCUGCAACUGAAGCAGCAGCGGGACAAGCUGAGGCAGUACCAGAAGAGGGUCACGCAGCAGCUGGAGCGCGAGCGGGAGGUGGCCCGGCAGCUCCUGCGGGACGGCAGGAAGGAGCGGGCCAAGCUGCUGCUCAAGAAGAAGCGGUACCGGGAGCAGCUGCUGGACAAGACAGAAAACCAGAUCACCAGCCUGGAGACCAUGGUCCAGAGCAUUGAGUUCACCCAGAUUGAAAUGAAGGUGAUCGAGGGCUUGCAGUUCGGAAAUGAGUGUCUGAAUAAGAUGCACCAGGUGAUGUCCAUUGAAGAGGUGGAGCGGGUCCUGGACGAGACCCAGGAGGCCGUGGAGUACCAGCGGCAAAUAGAUGAGCUGUUGGCAGGAAGCUUCACUCAAGAAGACGAGGACGCCAUCCUGGAAGAGCUGGACGCGAUCACUCAGGAACAAAUUGAGCUCCCAGAGGUCCCUUCAGAGCCCCUUCCUGAGAAGAAGCCAGAGAAAGUCCCCGUCAAGGCCCGGCCCAGGCAGGCGGACCUGGUGGCAGCCUCCUAACUCGGCCUUCUCCCGCGGACUGCAGGGACGCCGCAGGGCUGGUGCCCGCAGAGAGUGUGAGCGUGGCCAGCCCGACGGGCUCCCAGGCCACGGUGCUGACGCACGCGGGCCUCGCUGUCGGUGCCCGGGCGCCUUCCCCAGGGGCAGCUGCUGCCUUGCUCUCCUUCUGGACUCCGUGGCAGCCUCCACACCCUGCCACCAACUCAGCUUCUGAAGCCGUGGCGCCCGUGAGGCCACGCCGGCCGGCCACGCCUGGCACUGGUUGCCCUCCUGUCCUGGCCCCUCGAAGACCUGCAGGCCACUCGCUCUGGGGAGGCCGCCAGACAGCCCGCCUUCCCCUUCGCUUCCGGCUGCUCCCGCUCCUUGGCCAGGCUUCCCGGCCGCCCAGUUGCCACGUGGAUUUGGGGUGGAAGCCUCUCCAUGCUUCUGUGUCUGCAUUUGGGGGUGGGGGGCCAGGAGGGGUUCGUCCCUGCUGGACUGACGGCUCCAGGAGCCCUGACCACCACUCGUCACUUGUGGGUCCUGCUAAGAAGGGACAGUACAAGACAGCCAGCGGGUCCUGCCGGGGUUCCCAGAGGUGCUGAUGAGACGUGUUUGUCCGUGGGACUCCCGUGACUGGAGCUUGGGGACCUGCCGGCCUGUCGGCGCCGAGCUAUCUAGCACCAGGCACAGGCCAUGGGGGUGGAAGUCACUCCCCUGGUUCACGGUUCAUUCUGGAAUUAGACAGGCUCGCUGGGGUUUCACUCCCAACAGGAACAAACAUGAGACCUCCUCAGCCCCCAUUAAAGGUGGUCCCACACCUGCCACCGCGUGGCCUGGGGUCU